This is a messenger RNA of Oncorhynchus gorbuscha (pink salmon), 684 nucleotides long. Its product is annotated as matrin-3-like. Bases 167 to 391 code for a protein of 74 amino acids. NCBI's taxonomy places the organism in Eukaryota, Metazoa, Chordata, Actinopteri, Salmoniformes, Salmonidae. Gene Ontology annotation, molecular function: nucleic acid binding; zinc ion binding. The transcript has 3 exons. Gene Ontology annotation, cellular component: nucleus. The record is from RefSeq and is a predicted model, not a curated record.
GUAAGAACAUUUUGGUGACUUGUCAGGUCUAGGAAAACUCAAACAGAACAGUUAAGGUCUCAGUGAUGACCCUGCUCCUUCCUCCAUCUUCUCUUUCAUCUCAGUGGAGUCGAAGCGAAGGAGGACAUCUCAGGAGGAGAGAGAGGAGGAGACGGCGAGGAGGAAGAUGAAGAUGGACCCCCUCUUUUAUAAAGACUACAGCAUCCCUCCCUUCAAUCCUGACAGCCCUGUCGGCAUGGAGUUUCUGGUCCCCAAGUCAGGCUUCUUCUGCAAGGUGUGUUCUAAGUUCUAUAGCGGAACUGGCGAGGCUGAGAAGAACCACUGCAAGACCCUCAAACACCAUCAGAACCUGGAGAAAUCCCUGGAGAAGUGGAGAGUGAAGAAAGACUGACUCCAUGAUGAGCUGAAGAGUUAAAUAUUGACUGUCUGUGUCCCAACCACGGACUGAUUCAUUCCUGUCUUAACUCUUUUCCCACUUCCUUGUUUUUGUUUUUCUUCCCCAUGGGUCCAAUCUCACUCACUCACUCACUCACACUCACUCACUCACUCACUCACUCACUCACUCAUUUAUAACUUUUUUGUUUUUUUGUUAGUUAUUUUCCCAUGAUAUAGAAGAGAAGUGACUCAAUAGGGAGAAAUUAAAGUAGAAACCAGUGUACAAUGAAAAUAAAGUGUUUUAUUCAA